Molecule: messenger RNA, 2260 nt
Organism: Planococcus citri (citrus mealybug)
Lineage: Eukaryota; Metazoa; Arthropoda; Insecta; Hemiptera; Pseudococcidae
Product: UDP-glucosyltransferase 2-like
Exons: 6
Coding region: 304-1887 (527 amino acids)
Molecular function (GO): UDP-glycosyltransferase activity
Source: RefSeq, a predicted model, not a curated record
CCUGGUACGCAUACCUAGAUAUAAAUAUUAUCAUUGUAAUUGAAUAAUGCAGCUGAUAAGUGAUAGAGAAAGAGUUUCAUAGCAUUUAAUUGAGAUGUAGUAAUAUUUUUUUUACCAUAGAGUUAUUACUAGUAUUGACAGUGGUACCUGAAAGUUUAAAUUUGUUAACAGUAUUCAGUAUAGGAUACCUACCUGCAACUUUUCACCAACAAAAUACCUAUUAACAUCUCAGUUUAUACUUACGUAGUGUAUGUUUGAUUAUACCUGCCUACUCUUAAUUAAUAGCGAAGACGAAUCAACGAAAUGAAAAACAUUUGCAUGCAUAUUCAAUACUACAUGAUUAUUUUGACUAUCUUGAAUUUCAAUGCAACAUUCAUCAACGCUAUUAGAAUAUUGGGUUUAUUUGCCUACCCUGCCAAAAGUCAUUUCACCUUCAAUAAUGCAGUUUUGAGAAGUUUAGCGAAUGCUGGCCACGACGUUACCGUAUUUACUUCAUUUCCCCAAGAUGUUGCGGGUGAAAAUUACACCAGGGUAAUUGAUACAUCGAAUGAAUUUUCUAUUCAAGUGGCAAAUACAACUUACGACGAGUUUAGCAAAUUCAGCGCUUAUUCUAUUUUAACGGUGGCGUUUAAUCAUGAAAAACCGUUGUGCGAAAAGCUCUGGAAUAGGAAAGAGAUUCAGGAUAUGAUGAACUCAAAAGAGAAACUUUUCGAUGUAAUUUUCGUCGAAAUUUUUUUCGUCUAUAAAUGUAUGCUACCCUUGGCCCAUAAAAUGAAAAUCCCUGUCAUCGGAACGACUACAUAUAAAUCGUGGAUACCCAGUGAUAUUGCUGCCAAUAAUCCAAAUCAUCCGGCUUAUAUUCCCUACGAAUCGAGCAUAUCAUGGAACCCGAAUAAUUUCUACGAACGUUUACGAAAUGUCUGGAAUUAUCUGACGGUGUAUUAUUACUGGAAUUUCAUCACUGUUCCUUUUUUGCAACAGUUUCAUCAAGAUAAUUUUCAGCAAGUGAUGCCCUUUGCUGAUUACAUGAGUAUGGUACCUUCGGUGAUUUUUUGCAAUGCGCAUCAUUCCUUUGUGAGCAGACCAAUGAAUCCGAAUGUCAUCGAAGUGGGCGGAAUUCAUAUUAAACCUCCGAAAUUACUUCCUAAAAAUAUUGAAAAAUUCAUCGAAGACGCCCCAAAUGGAGUCAUUCUCUUCACAUUUGGAUCCCUGAUAAAAACAGCAUCUAUACCAAAUGAAAUUAUGACAAUUAUUCUACAAGCAUUCGCUCAAAUCCCACAAAGAGUAAUCAUGAAAUACGAAAUUCCGCUAAAAAAUGUGCCUGAAAAUGUUAUGGUAUUGAAUUGGUUACCUCAAAGGGACAUACUCGAGCACAAUAACGUCAUCGCAUUCAUCAGUCAUUGUGGCCAAGGAGGGGUAAAUGAAGCAAUUUACACUGCCACUCCAAUUUUAGCAAUUCCUUUUAUGUUCGAUCAACGUGUAAAUGCGAUAUACUUGGAACGGCAUGGAGUUGCAGUUCAAUUAGAGUUGGAACAAAUAACGAAAUCAACCUUCUUGGAGGCUUUAAACAACAUCGUCAAUGAUACGAAAUAUCGAGAUAACAUGCAAAUAUUGUCAAAAGAGUUCAAAGAUCGACCCAUAUCGCCUCAACAAAGCGUCGUGUACUGGACAGAGUAUGUUGUUAGACACAAUAGUGCUCCUCAUUUAAAUCCAAUUUCGAAUGAAUUAAGUUGGUUUCAAUAUUUAUUAAUCGAUGUGAUAAUUUUCGUAUUGUUAUUUGUGAUUAUUGUCGUUUAUAUUUUACAUACCUUACUGAAGAACUUUCGUCGAAAUGUAUUGAAAUUAUGGAAAAUUUCGUGUAAAAUUUAUUUGAAAAAAAAUGAUUGAAUGUGAAAAAUUUUUCAAUUGAAAAUUCUAUUAGGUACUUAAUGUGGGCGUGAGAUUUGACGAGCACAUUGCACAAGUACAUAUCACUAUUGUUGGAAUUACAGAGUCGCUCCCGAAUUAUAUGUAGCGUACCUAUACUUUUUGAGUAAUGAUAAUUGUAGGAGCAGUUUACUAACUUUAUAAUUAAAUUUUUCGAAGUAUGCAACGAAAUUACAUGUGAUAUGUAAGUAAACUUUUCAUCGCGUAUCUUUUAGAAGAAAUCCUCGUUGAUGAGGUACAUGCUAUGCAUUGUGUUGUUUUAUUUUUUAACGCUAGUGUCAGUGUGUAAGACGAUUAUUUACUAGACACGAAAUAAAUUUUGUUGAAAAGUCAA